AUGUCACCUAAACCUGAAGCGCCGCCACCCCGCACCUGUACUGGUCACCCGGUGACGGGCAGUAAGGCCGCCGAUGGCCUCUGCAACCCAUACUACUACCCCAUCCUCCGCAUCACAGCUUGUUCGUACUGCCAGAAAGACUACUCGGAGGUGACGGCUUAA
Molecule: messenger RNA, 162 nt
Organism: Apiotrichum porosum
Lineage: Eukaryota; Fungi; Basidiomycota; Tremellomycetes; Trichosporonales; Trichosporonaceae
Exons: 2
Coding region: 1-162 (53 amino acids)
Source: RefSeq, a predicted model, not a curated record